AUGCGGGUCAUACAUUGUGUCCUCCUCGCGUUGACAUUACCUCACAAUUGUCAGCUCUGGACCGCCCUGCAAAUCGACAACGAAACCAACAGCCUGAAGGUCAGCGGCCAGAAACUUCCUAUGAAGGUCGAGGAAAGCACUGCUUCUUCACCUUCUUCAUCCACAUCCGCUCUUCCCCAAACCGCUGAGUUGAUCAUCUACUGCUUAGUGGUGAUCGGCAUUAUGACCCUCGGAUUUCUGGGCUAUUGCGCUCUAAAAUUGCAUCGUAACGCCAAGGCCGAACCUUUACGCGAGAAUCCAGAUGCCGCUCCGUUAACCGAUUUCCUGGCUCCAAGGGACGCAGUUCCGAACCAUCUACAAACCACGGGUGAUACU
Messenger RNA from Mesorhabditis spiculigera, 375 nucleotides. Lineage: Eukaryota; Metazoa; Nematoda; Chromadorea; Rhabditida; Rhabditidae. The record is from the annotation of a GenBank genome assembly.